AUGUUUUCCCCGUGCCUGGCUGGAAGCCUGGAGCCCGUUGGGGACCUGCAGCUUCAACCACGGCGUUCUAGUCAGCAGCAGCAGCAGCAGCAACAGCAGCAGCAGCAGCAGCAGGAGCAUCGGGGGCGCCUUGUGUGUAUAGAGUGCGGUGCCCCAGUGGAGUGUAUAUACAGAGCCUUCCCUCCGGGGUCAGACAACAUUCGUUUGGUUUGCUGCAGCAGCUGCAGCAAGCUAGCAGAUCCAUACCUGCAGCACGACUCUCUGCUGCUGGCGCUAGAUUUGCUGCUGCACAAGCCUCAGGUGUAUAGGCACCUCCUCUACAACCGGAAACCCCACACACGGGGAUCGAUCCCCCCCAGCAUUAUUAAAUUCACCAUUGCAUGCAUCUUCUUUGACGCCUAUCUCGAGUGGUUUCUGCUGCACUCGCCGCAGCACACCCAGCAGCAGCAGCAGCAGCACCAGCAGCAGCAGCAUAGGCGGCAGAGGGAAGCAGAGACUAACUGCUUCCAUCGCACCGGUAGCAGCAGCAGCAGCAGCAGCAACAGAGACACGGGGGGUGAUAGGCCACUGGCUGUUGAGCGGCAGCGGGAUGGAGCUUCUGCUGCUGAGGUUGCUGCAGAGCUGCAGCAGCAGCAGCAGCAGCAGCAGAAGCGCAGCAGCUGCACUAGAAGAAGGAGCCUCUUCUGGCGGCCUUCAUUGUUAGCCCUGCUUGCAUGCGGUUUUGCUGCUGUCUUCUCCCCUCAUAGGAAGUACUGCAGCAGCAGCAGCAGCAGCAGCCAUUUCAUGAAUGGGUGUAAUCUUGCAGCAACCCACAGUACGCUGCUGCUUCACAACAUAGAAACAGCAGAUGCUGCUGCAGCAGCAGCAGGUGAGGGCGCUGCCUUCAGCUGCAUACAUGUUGAGGAUUCACCUUGCACCAGCAGCAGCAGCAGCAGCAGCAGCGGGAGUGAGAGUCUAGAGGCGGCUUGUUCACGGCCUGCACCAGCGGACCCGUUGCAGCAGCAGCAGGAGCAGCGGCAGCAGCAGCAGCAGCAACGGCAGCAGCUUAGAGAGCUGCAGGGUGUGCAGCGCUUAACUGCAUCUUCUGGAGCAGCAAUAGAGCAGCAGCUGCUGGUGCUGCUGUCUUCUGCUUCUGAGUUAACUGCAUUCUUAGGUACAGCGGUGCUGCUGACCUGGCUUUUUGUUGUGUGGCGCAGACGAACUGUUGCUGCUGCUGCUGCUGCUGCUGCUGCUGGAAAGGCCGCACCAAAGGGUGCAGCAGCAACAGCAGCAGCAGCAGCAACAGCAGCAGCAGCGGAUGAAGACAACUCCCAUGCUGCAGGAUCCCUUGUCGCUGCUGCUGCAACCCGAACAACAGCCACAGCAGCAGAUUCAGCAGCAAUAGCACCACCACCUCCAGCACCAGCAGCAACAGCAGCAACAGCAGCAACAGCAGCAGCAGCAGCAGGGGAGGAGUUUGAGCUGGGGGUGCUGCUGACAGCGUUAGGUUUAUCUCUUUAUAGUAAAUUAGCUACGCUGCUUAUUAUGGCCUGGAAUGAAGCGCUGCUGCUUCGUCACUGCGUUGCUGUCUUGAGUCUGAGCAGCAAUAUUGUUGCUUUGAAUGUGUUUCUUCAUCCUGCACAUCCUGCUGCUGGCUUCCUUAUUGCUGCUGCUGCUGCUGCUGCGAGAGCGGCAGUCCGGGCGCUGUUCUGGGUGCUGCUGCAGCAAGCGAUUCCUGCUGCUGCUGCUGCUGCAGCAGCAGCAGCAGCAGCAGGAGAAACACGCUUAGAUAGAAUCAUCCGUCUCUUUAUAUGA
Eimeria acervulina is the source of this 1794-nucleotide messenger RNA. RefSeq lists its product as hypothetical. NCBI's taxonomy places the organism in Eukaryota, Apicomplexa, Conoidasida, Eucoccidiorida, Eimeriidae. Bases 1 to 1794 code for a protein of 597 amino acids. The record is from RefSeq and is a predicted model, not a curated record. Gene Ontology annotation, biological process: sphingolipid metabolic process; intracellular sterol transport; sterol metabolic process. Gene Ontology annotation, cellular component: cortical endoplasmic reticulum; Golgi apparatus. The transcript has a single exon.